AUGCAACUCACCAAGUACCUUAUGCUGCUGGCAGCCGUGGCCUCCACCACCCUCGCUCGCCACGAAGGACACCAAAGGCGUCACGCCUCGAUCGCGAAGAGAAUCACUACCACCGCCGCCCCAGCCGACACUGGGACGUCUCCCGCCUCCGCCGGCCCAGCUUCCGACCUCCCAUCUGCCUCAUCCACCUCCAGCCAGUUCUCCACCUCGGGCUUCGGCAGGAGAACAUCCAGCUCGGGCUCCGGCAUUACAUACAAAGGCAACGUCGGCAAUCCCUACGGCAGCAACAUGAUCGAAGUCUCCGAGUCUGACGCUCAGUCUUACAAAUACGUCGUCAAGCUCUCCGGCCAAAAUUCCGAGCCUUGGGACGUCGUCUUCUUCAACAAGUACGGCCCGACCGGUCUGAUGAAUGGCUGGUUCGGCUUCUCCGCGCUCAAGCUGUCUCUCGGCGCCGGCGAAACGAAAUACGUCGCCAUUGACGACGACACGAACGGUGGCUUUGCUGCGGCCGCGGGCGGCAGCAUGCCCCUUGACCCCGGCGGUGGGUACGCCACGACCUGGGGUGAAUUCGAUUUCGGCAGUACCGGCAAUAGCGGAUGGUCGGGCUUCGAUGUCUCUGCUAUCACACCCCAGAGCGCCGGGAUGGACGUGCAGGGGAUGAAGAUCUGCGAGGAAGUUAGCGGGACUUGCUCGAGCAUCACGCCCGGUGCUGCGAAGGUGCACAAUGCGUAUACUAAGGCCGAGACUGCGGUCGGCGGUAUCGGCGGCAAUAUCCAGAAGGAUCGACGGAUCGUGCUGGAUGUCACAAUCGAUUACCAGGGUUAA
This is a messenger RNA of Aspergillus mulundensis, 825 nucleotides long. Its product is annotated as putative allergen. NCBI's taxonomy places the organism in Eukaryota, Fungi, Ascomycota, Eurotiomycetes, Eurotiales, Aspergillaceae. The transcript has a single exon. Gene Ontology annotation, cellular component: extracellular region. Bases 1 to 825 code for a protein of 274 amino acids. Gene Ontology annotation, molecular function: IgE binding. The record is from RefSeq and is a predicted model, not a curated record.